AUGGGAGCUAAAGAAGCCAAACUCAAGGAACAGUUUUUGUUUGCUAUUGUAGCUAAUAAAGAGGGAGAUGUCGCAAAUUUCCUAAAGAAAUACCCAGAUUUUGUGAAUACUUCGCUAGUAGAGGAGACGACCAAUCCAAUAUGCAGAGCAGCCUAUCUAGGCUAUCCAAAGCUCUGUUCUUUGCUUUUAAAAUACGGAGCAGACAUCAAUCUAAGAUCUUCAGAUGGCAGAACUCCACUGAUGUGGGGUGCUUUUAGAAACAACCCUAAGAUGUGUGAAUUCUUACUAGACAACGGAGCUGAUCUAACCCUAGAGGACAAUCAUGGCUGGAAUGCAUUGGACAUUGCAAUCAUCAGAAUGAAUUACGAUGCUGCUCUAUCACUUAGAAGACGCGGCUUAUUACCUCGUGAGAAGGAGAUAUAUGAAAAUUAACUCUUCUAGAAAUACGACAUUGAGAUGUUUCUGACUUUUCUAGCAGAGGAUAGAGAGAAUGUAGAGUACAAGCGUUUCUUUGACCUUAUCAAAAAGCAAUAAGAAGAAUGGCUGAAUAAAGACUUAGUCGUGGAUCCCCGUGAAAGCUGGAAGCAGUUCUUUAAAAGACAGCUUAACUUUGAAGACCCACCAAUGAUUCCAAGAGAGGACUUGCCUGAGCAGAAUCAACCACACAGGUCAUUUUAUGGAAAGUUGUCUUGCUUCUUAAAUAAUGUUGACCCAUAUCCUCCCAAGCCCAGAGACUAUGGAAACCCAAUGAAUAACGAUAACUCAAUCUCUGCCAAUACUCCAUUGAACGAUUUGAAGAUAAUAAAAUCUAAAGCCAAUGAGUAAAAUUCUCAUGUUGAGAAUAAAACAGUAAUCAACAUUCAAGAGGAGUUUAGAAAUAUUCCCCUAGGGACAAAUAACGACCAGGUUUAUACAUUUCACAAUGAUGUAGAUGAUGACGGCAGAUUUGCGAUAAAUGGAGGUAUCAUAGUUGAGAGUGACAUUCAGAGACAAUCUCUGCUGCUAGAUGAUAAGAGUCCUAAUAACAGAGAUCAUAUUUUGAAAAAAUCCUAUGGGAGCAAGAAUAACAAUACGCAUGAAAAUAAUAAUGAUAAGGUUGGUUAAAUAGAAAAUAACGAGGAAGAGGAAAAAGCCUUGGAAAAUGAGCGAGUUAUGUCCCCAAAGUCAUUCACUCCUCUCCGCUAUUAGUUCAGCUCAAGACAGCAUAGUAAUGCUACAGCAUAUUAUGCCUUUAAAAAGAAGCAGAAGACUUUGAAUGAGUUUCAUAUGACUUUCAAGGACAACGAGUUGACUAAGUUGUUACUGAAGGAAAAAGAGGACAAGCAGUAGCUACGAUUGCAAGACAAUCUCAAACUAAUGAAUUCUAGUUCCUACAUCAACAACACAAGGGCACUUGGCAAGAAAUUCAAGCACACCAGAAAUUUGACAAGAGUAGAGAAACUAUCUAAUGAUGAUCUUUAAACUUUUUUAAGUCCUUCUGCUGCUUCGAACAAUGUUGUAGCAAGCAUCAACCAUACCUAUCAAGAUUACCCUAUGGAUUACUAGAGCAACAUAUAACAGAUAUAUUCACCUUCCUCAAUGGACAUAAGAUCUAAGAAUAAUUUGAAUAAAUUGAAGAAUAUUGUCGAGUAAAAAAACUUCCAUGAAACCUAAGGCCAGAAAUUUUUCACAAAAUAACCAUUAAAAGCAAAGUCUCCUGGCAAGGAAAUGCUCAAAACUAAUUUCUUUAACCCUGAAAAAGCUGCUAACUUCAAGAUAUAAGCUCUAGUACCAUCAAAUUACCUAUAGGAUAGGAAAGAUCACUUUGAUGCAGUCAACUAACUGUAUAGUAGAAGACUUCAAAGCAAUAUCCAAUUAUUCAAUAAAAAAAGAGUUGCUUUUACUAAGGAUAAUAGUAAUGAGCGACUAAGUAAUUGCAAUUCUAAUGAGUUUAUGCUACUAGGCUAGAGCUUUUACAAUAGUCUCAAAGGCAUAGGAAAUAUAAACGGAAUCAAUCGUCGAAAUAAGGGGGAUUUAAAGUAAACUCAAUUUAGGAUCGAGGGCUAAACUAUUAAUGGCAGCAGUAUUGAUGAAGGCAAAAAUAUGAAGAAGAAUGAAAGUGGUGAUUUUGAACAGUGGAAUGUAUCCAUGCAGGACGAUGUAUCAAUUAUGGAAAGAAGUAAUCUAAGCUAAAGUAGGCAUACCCCUUUUAGAAAAGAGUCAUAAUUUAUAUAGUAUUAAUAAGAACAAAGGUCAAUUUCGUGA
Messenger RNA from Stylonychia lemnae, 2244 nucleotides. The record is from the annotation of a GenBank genome assembly. NCBI's taxonomy places the organism in Eukaryota, Ciliophora, Spirotrichea, Sporadotrichida, Oxytrichidae.